Messenger RNA from Sinocyclocheilus grahami, 2469 nucleotides. Its product is annotated as protein unc-93 homolog B1-like. Lineage: Eukaryota; Metazoa; Chordata; Actinopteri; Cypriniformes; Cyprinidae. Gene Ontology annotation, molecular function: Toll-like receptor binding. The coding region runs from base 225 to 1703 and encodes 492 amino acids. Gene Ontology annotation, biological process: intracellular protein transport; toll-like receptor 7 signaling pathway; toll-like receptor signaling pathway. The record is from RefSeq and is a predicted model, not a curated record. Gene Ontology annotation, cellular component: lysosome; endosome. The transcript has 11 exons.
AACUAGGGUGAAAACUUUCAUUUCCUUCUUUGUUUUCUUAAUAAAACCUACACGCAACUGUUCAUGAGGCGAAAGUUUCAUUAGAGGCUCGAUUAGAAUCUUAACGUGAGGUUUUAAUCUUUCAAGACUUUGCAGCAUUUGCCACUAACGUUAUAGCGUUCAGCGUUUCCACAUUGUGAUCUACCUGCAUUACUGUUGUGGUCAGAGAGCAGUGCGGCCGCCAGAUGGCAGCAGUGAUCACUGAAGAUAACGUGUACAGCGAGGCUGAAGUGAACGGCGCGCCCCCUGCUGAUGGAGAUGAUCAAGUGCAGCUGCGCGGACCUGAGGGAAACAUUCAGGGACAGGUGGAGGAGUUUCUCGGCCCACAUCCUGACUACGAUGAGGAGGAGGAGGCUGAAAAAAAAAUGGCCCAGCAGUAUUAUGAGUAUGUGAACUACAAGGAUGAACAUGUCCAGGAGCAGAAGAAGCCCCCCAAAGGAGCCUUCCAUUCUUACAUCAUAAUUUUCCAGUCCGUCUUCUACAUUGUUUUCCAUCUGAGUUUCGUGUUUGCCGAGUUCCCCAUGGUGCUGUUCCUCAAUAACUAUCUGAAUGAUUACAAACACACUCUCUUCAAAGUCACACAGUGUGGAGCCUCAGGGAAAGGGGUGAUAGAGAAUUUAAAUAAGACAGUUUUGCACAGCUUGCCUCGCUCUCUGUUGCUCAUCGAGGUCGAGAGUGUGCUCAUGGGAGCAGCCUUCCUCGCCAUGCUCAUCUUCCUGGUGUUGUGUGGAGCUGCAUAUCGGCCCACAGAAGAAAUUGACCUUCGCAGCAUUGGCUGGGGGAACAUCUUCCAGCUGCCCUUCAAGCACUUACGAGACUACCGUCUCCGUCUGCUCUGUCCGUUCUUCGUCUACUCUGGUUUUGAAAUGCUCUUUGCCGUCCAGGGACUCAUACUGUCAUAUGGAGUGUGUGCAGUAGGGAUGGAGAAGCUGUGGUUGUUAGUUAUGGUGUAUGGUUUGUCAUCCUCCAUCUGUUCGGGCCUGUCCCUGAUGCUGCUGCGAUUGCCCAGGCCGAUUAUUCUUCUGGUGGGCGCCUUCGUGCACUUUGUGCUAAUCAUAACCCUUAUGUGCUGGUCGCCCCAACCACAAACGCCUAGCUAUCUUCCAUAUCUGUUGGUGCUCUCUGCCCUGUGGGGUCUGGGAACUGCGCUCAACAAGACUGGACUGAGCACUCUGCUGGGGAUGCUGUAUGAAGACAAGGAGCGACUAGACUUUGUUUUUACUAUCUAUCAUUGGUGGCAGGCCAUUGCAAUCUUCAUCGUCUAUCUUUGGUCUGCAAUGCCUAUGCGGGCUAAGCUUGGACUCCUGUUGUUGACUCUCAUAGUGGCAUGUUUCUGCUAUGUGCAAAUGGAGCGUCGCCUGGCGAAGAAAAUUCCGUUCAGGUUGCCACGGAUUCCCCGUCCACGACACAAGGUCAAAGGUUACCGAUACCUUGAGGAAGAAAAUUCUGAUGAAUCCGACACAGAUCUGAGUGAUGCUGAUGAUGAUGAGAAAGAUGAGGAUGAGAGAGGGUUAAUUGAGGAGGACAGAAAUACAGACGUCGAUUCCCAGGGUUCACCAGGACCGGAGAGGAGCAGGGUUAGGGACCGCAGGAGGAAACACGACAACGCUGCCUACGAACAGGCAGGAGAGAGAGAGGACUAUGUCCAACACAUAAGGGACUAGAAAAGGAGAGGUGAAAAGGUGAGGAGAUUGGAACGAGAUGAGAUGUUGUUGUAAAAUACUGAAAAGCCAGCUUGAAAGAGAAGCGAUGGUAUAGGAAACAUUUACUCACUUUUAUAUUAAAUAAGACUUUUUUUUCCUUUGGAAAGUAAAAGUGUGGGCCACCAAUGAUAAAAUGAAGGUCAGAAAGUAGUUCACAAUAGAAAAAAAAGAAGUGACCCAAGCAUUUAAUCGAAAUGGGAAGUGAAAAGAGGAAACCGCAGAUACCUUGUAAGGUUAGGUGGUUUUGUUGCCAUAGAAAUGGAUAUUCUCCAUUUCGAACGUGGUCAAGGUGAUGUGCUCGAGUUGUGUGUUUCAUUCUAAUUCCUUUCUGUGCGCUGUAAUUAUUUAUCCAAUACAUAUCGCUUUUCCUCAUUGUAACUGAAGAACCAAAGUUCUCGCCAUUUAAAAAAAAGUGUUACAUUACGUUUACAUUUAUGAUGUUAUAAAACAUAUAUUUGCAAUAAACAUAAAAUAGAAGAUGUAUGAUUAAAAAUGCUGCUUUUGCCACUUUUAGAAUGUUUUUAACCAGUGUUUGAUGUGCUAGAAUGUGAAUGCGAUUGAUCCAAGAAUACUGCAGUUCAUUUAUUUAGUGUACAUUAGUGUACAGUUUGUAGUGUUUCUCUUUAAUCUGCAUUGGAAAGGUGGUCAGAAUGGGAAAAUCAAUAAUAUUAAUAAUAUAUUUUUUAAAUGCUUUCCCUUGUCCGCAGCAGAACACACCUUUUUGUGU